GUUAUUGUGUCCUCAGCAGUCUUGUAUUGAUGCGCUGGUGAACAACAGCUUUGUGAAAUUGUUUUCUGGGAAUUUACGUCCAGAAGAAGACCAGCACGGUUUGAGGUUGCACGUCAGAACACUUUCCAUCUCAGCCUUUCCUUCAAAGGUUGUGCGAGGGGAAAUGGGCCCUUCUUGACAUCUGUGAGAACACAAUGUCUGGGCAAUUUGAGUGUGAUUACUGGCCUGUUCAGGACAAAUCAAAGCGAUUACUGACUAAUGGAUUAUGGUCUGAGGCAGAAAGACAGAUGCAUCUUGUUACUUAACAGGCUUAUAAGUGUUUUUUUCUUCCUUCCGCAAAAGACCGCCCGCGUGGUCAAAACUGUGACGCAGAUGAAGAAGCUGCAGGCUAGAAAAGACAAGGAGGCUGUUCUGCACUCCGGCCCGGCUGCUGAUUCUGACGAAGCGGCUGAAGCCAAACAGAAAUUUCUGCUUGAUCAGCGCCAUCUAGAGACGUACCACAGGAUUCACCGCCUGAGGGACAGACUGUCUCACCACUACGCUGAGUUACUGAGAGAGAAGGUCCAAAGACAACGACUGGAGAUUAAACUACAUGAUUCAGCCACUUUGGAAAACAGAGCAAAGCGCAUUGAACAGAGAGCUCGAAAGCUGACCAUCCAGAAGUUCGCUGGUUCAAGCCUUGAGCAUGACGACACAUACCUGAGGGCUCUACCUAAAACACGCUAUUACCUGAUCCUGGAGCUUCAGAGGCUUCUGAGCCAGCGAGGAUGUCUGAGGGGUCCCAAGGAGCAGGAGGUGUUCAGGUCCUGGGUGGACCAGCAUAAAACAGCACAGCUGGAUAGACAACUGCAGCAAAUGGCGCUUUGCAGCAAGUCUGCUCCAGGGAUGGAAUUGGAGGACUUACUGAAGGAGAAGCAAGAAGUUCUGCCAAAGAUACAGAUCUCAACUGAUGAAAACCAACAGGAGGAACAGGAGCAUCAGCCUGCAGUCUCAGAGAGCGGAGGAGGAGCGCAGGCCGACUCUCCUCGUCUCCACGGCAAACAGAGUCAGGAACAGGACCACACUGAGCUAAAGUUUCCCAGCGUCUUCUUACAGGAGAUCCAGGUGCCCAGGUUUUCCACUCUGCAGCCCAGCUUUUCGGAAACUUUCAAAACCAACGUUCUUCUUUUGAAAGUGAAGGAGCCGCUUCACAAAUCGACGACUGCAGCCUUGACUCAGCACAAGCUUCGCCUGAUGCACAGCCUCUCGCUCUCGCACAUGGCUCACACACGCAGACUGCUGGACAAACAAGGACUCGCCCUGCAGUACGACGAAGGAUACAGCAUCAACAACCUGCUGGAGCACGUGUGUCUGAACAAAAUCUCGACUAAAGAACCAAGAUUUUCUACAGAGCCUGCUCUCCCACCACUGUCUCCGAAAGAUUGCUGUAAAACUGAGUAUCCAGAACAAUUUAAGGAGAAACUAAGCACCUCAUCUGACCAGGUGACCAGUUCCCCACAGUCUGAGGACUCUAAGCUUAGCUGCAGUGGAGCCUCUGACCCAGAGGUGCCCCUGUCCAUGGAGGACAUUUGCCCUCUGAGUAUUUCACAGGGUGAAGACUUUGAUAACAAGAUGUGGACCAAUUACGUGUUAUGAAGUAUCGUAUAUGGGUUCAGCACUUCAACACUGAGCACUGUUGUAGUCACUCCCAGUUCACUGAAUGAUGGAUUGUCAUUCAUUUUGCGCCAGUUUGUAUCAGUUUUGUCAGAGAAUUAUAUUUUCUAUUUUCAGUGGGGGGACAAAAGUCUGCAGUUACAGCCUUUCUUCUCAUUUAGAUAUUUAUUCAGACUUUAAACCUGACAUACAGUGUCACUCUUUUCAGAGGCAUCUUACUAGUUUUAAUUAGUUUAAAGAUUUCACAAACAACUGUGUGUUUAUUUAUAAUGUUUCAAAUCAAUUCAGAAGUUUAGAAUCAAUGUUUUCAGCCACAACAAAAAAAAGAGAGGUCAGAGAAUGGUCAGUCUGGCUGAAGAGAAAUGUACACUCUCAGAAAUAAAGGUAUGAAACUCUCACUGGGGCAGGACCCCCCCUUGUCACUGGGGGUGGUUCCCUCAAGGGUUCAUCUCAGUACCUUUAGUCAGGGAACAUAACUGUACCAUAAUCUAUUGAAAUUAUAUGUGCUAAACUGUACUUAUU
This is a messenger RNA of Colossoma macropomum (tambaqui), 2175 nucleotides long. RefSeq lists its product as uncharacterized. NCBI's taxonomy places the organism in Eukaryota, Metazoa, Chordata, Actinopteri, Characiformes, Serrasalmidae. The record is from RefSeq and is a predicted model, not a curated record. Bases 259 to 1635 code for a protein of 458 amino acids. The transcript is spliced from 12 exons.